CAACCAGUCUCUGUCUCUCACUCAACUCUGUCUGGCUUUGCCGCCAUCUGAAGCCAAUGCCUCUUCAAACUAAUUUACCAGACACCAUUUAUGAUUCUCCCAAACCCUUACCCACUAACUGAUAUGAAACAUGAUCAUCCCUCAGAUCUUCUUCUUCUUCUUCUUCUCCACCCUUCUGAAUCUCUCCUCAUCUUUUGCAUCACAGAUCUCUAUCUCCGUCGCCCCACCUACCGUCUCCAGAUCGGGCGACCCAAUCACGAUCCGAUGGUCCGGCAUUGAUUCCCCGUCCAAGCUCGACUGGGUCGGGAUCUACUCCCCGCCCGAUUCAUCCAACAAAAACUUCAUUGGGUACUUCUUCCUUUCAUCCUUGCCCGGAUGGGAGGCCGGAUCUGGCUCCAUUUCCUUCCCGCUCGUCAACCUCCGAUCCGCAUACCAGUUCCGGAUCUUCAGAUGGUCGGAGUCCGAGAUCAAUCCCAGGCGCCAAGACCACGACCAGAACCCGCUGCCCGGGACGAAGCACCUGCUGGCUCGGUCAGAUGAGAUCCGGUUCGAGACUGGUCGCGGGCCCGAGCAGAUCCGUCUGGCCGUGACGGGCCGGGAGGGCGAGAUGCGUGUCAUGUUCGUCACGCCCGAUGGGAAGGAGAGUUCGAUUAGAUAUGGGUUGACCCGGGGAAAUAUGGAUCGGGUCGUGGGUACUGAGGUGGGGCGGUAUGAAAGAGAGGAUAUGUGUGAUGCUCCAGCUAAUCAGAGCAUUGGGUGGAGAGAUCCUGGGUAUAUACAUGAUGGGGUAAUGACCAAUUUGUCAAUGGGGAAAAGACAUUAUUAUCAGGUUGGGAGUGAUGCAGGAGGUUGGAGCACAACUCACUCUUUUGUGUCUCCUCCAGAUGGGGACUCAAGCGAGACAAUAGCUUUCUUAUUCGGAGACAUGGGGACUGCAACGCCUUACAAUACCUUUGUGCGCACCCAGAACGAAAGCAUAUCGACACUUAAAUGGAUUGCCCGUGACAUAGAAGCUCUCGGGGACAAACCUGCCCUCGUGUCACACAUUGGUGACAUCAGCUAUGCUAGGGGCUAUGCUUGGUUGUGGGACAACUUCUUUGCUCAGAUAGAACCUGUGGCAUCCAGAGUCCCUUACCAUGUUUGCAUCGGUAACCAUGAGUAUGAUUGGCUACUGCAGCCUUGGAAACCAGAAUGGUCUAGCUAUGGAAAGGACGGUGGAGGUGAAUGUGGGGUGCCCUACAGUCUUAGGUUCCACAUGCCCGGAAAUUCAUCCGAAGCAACCGGGAUGCGUGCUCCACCCACCCGGAAUCUGUACUACUCGUUUGAUUUCGGACUCGUGCACUUCGUUUUCAUGUCAACCGAAACCAAUUUCCUUCGCGGUAGCAAGCAAUACGACUUCUUGAAGAACGACUUAGAAUCGGUUGAUAGGAAAAAGACCCCAUAUGUGGUGUUUCAAGGACACAGACCAAUGUAUACUACCAGCAAUGAGUAUAGAGAUGCCCCUAUUAGGCAAAAAAUGCUAGAGCACCUAGAGCAUCUUCUAGUGAGCAACAAUGUGAGUCUUGCACUGUGGGGCCACGUUCACAGGUACGAGAGGUUCUGCCCGCUAAACAACUUUACAUGUGGAAGCCUAGGGUUGAAUGGGGAGCGAUGGCAGGCUUUCCCAGUGCAUGUCGUGAUUGGGAUGGCCGGACAGGAUUGGCAGCCCAUAUGGGAACCGCGGGCAACGCACCCAGAUGUUCCGGUAUUCCCCCAACCCGUGAGGUCUCUGUAUCGCGGGGGCCAGUUUGGGUACACGAAACUCAUUGCUACAAAGGAGAAACUCAAGUUUUCUUAUAUUGGAAACCAUGAUGGGGAAGUGCACGAUACUGUAGAGAUAUUGGCUUCAGGUCAAGUUCUCAAUGGUGAUGGUGCCAGCAGCAGCAGCAUUAACACUGUGGUUGAUAGGAGACAGAAGAACGACGAGCCUAAUGUAAUGAGAGGAUGGGAUGAGUCCGAAUUGACAUGGCUUCUCAAAAAUGUUGGGUUGUUACUGUUAGGAGUUGUCAUUGGUUGUGUAAUAGGGUACUUAUCGCGUGCAAGGGGCUCGCCUCCCAAAUGGGUUCCUAUAAAGAAUGAGGAUUCAUGAGUGCUCUUGAUUCAAUCUGGAGGAUUUAUCGGCGUUCUUGAUUCAAUCCCAUGUUACUGUCAGGCCGGUUCUGGCGACCCUUGGAAUGGGUUCAUUCUUUUGUGUUUGAAGAUUAACUAGCUUUUGGCCUUCCUUGAGCUUUGAUGGUAAUCUUUUGCUUUGUAUAUGUUUACACUUUGUUAGGUGUUUAUUAAUUUAUACUAUUGUUACUAUAUGGAGGUGUACAUAUAUGGGACUGUAAAUGUGUUGUACUACUAAGUAGCAAAGGGCUUCUGUUUUGGCUUCAUGUGCAGUGUCAUGUUAUAUACAAUUGUGGGCUUCCACAACCAUUAUGGUCACUACUUGCACGAAAUAAUUCAUAUUAAUAAAUUCCACCCUUUUUA
Molecule: messenger RNA, 2511 nt
Organism: Cuscuta campestris
Lineage: Eukaryota; Viridiplantae; Streptophyta; Magnoliopsida; Solanales; Convolvulaceae
Source: the annotation of a GenBank genome assembly